AUAGAAAAUGAUUUGGGGAAACAUCUUUGGGCAUGGUGGUACAUUUCCAAAUCGACGUAUCUGCUUCUGAUUUGUCGAUUGUUCGCUGCCUUGCUUUUCUGCAACGGAUGCUACAAAUUAGGGCUGAUCGAGUUUCGGAGCUUUACAUUCUUCAAAAUUGGUGAGAGAGACGAACAUUCUCUAGAAAUGAGUACUAGUUUCCUCUGUAAAAGAGUAGUGUCGCUCACAAAUGUGGGGCAAAUGUUUGAAAUUUCAAAGACCCAAAUGCAUUUUCUUCAAAAUACCCAACUUUUGAUUUUUAGAUCUUUCUCUUCGUCCAAGCAACAUUCUUUCACAGUGUCUUACCUCAUAAACUCAUGUGGGUUGUCCCCAGAGAGUGCUUUAUCUGCAUCACGGAAGGUACAGUUUGAAACCCCAGACGGAGCAGACUCCGUGCUUGCACUCCUUAGAAAUUAUGGAUGCACCAAUACCCAUAUCUCCAAAAUUGUAAGCAAGUAUCCGCUCCUGCUCAUUGCCAAUUCUGAGAAAACCCUUUUGCCCAAACUGGAGUUUUUCCGUUCUGCAGGCUUCUCAGGGCCUGACCUUGUCCGUAUUGUCGUUGGAAGCCCAAGUAUCCUGAAAAGGAGCUUGGAAAACCAUCUUAUUCCUAGUUAUAAUUUCCUCAAGAGUAUGGAUAUGGUCCAUGAAAAUAUUGUGAAGGCUUUCAGUAGGUCAUACUGGCUUACCGGUAAAAGUGUGCAAGAUACCAUCGCUUCAAACGUUGAAAUUCUGAAAGAAAUAGGAGUUCCCAUGUCAAAUAUUUCGUCUUUGGUGGCAAUGCACCCUUGUGCAGUGUUCCAAAACAGGGAAAAGUUUAGUAGAAGUGUCGAGAAGGUUUUUGAGAUGGGAAUCAAUCCUUUGAGAGUUACGUUUCUGAAAGCAGUUCAAGUGAUCUGUGGAGUGGCUGAAUCAAUGUGGGAGCAUAAAUUGCAGGUUUACAGGCAGUGGGGUUUUACAGAUGAUGAGAUUAUGCUGAUGUUCCGAUUGGAUCCCUUAUGUAUAAAGUCAUCGGAGAAGAAAAUAACGAGUGUGAUGGAUUUUUUGGUUAAUAAGAUGGGUUGGGAACCUGCAACUAUUGCUAGAUAUCCAACAGUCUUUUUGCGAAGUUUGGAGAAGAAUAUCAUUCCACGGUGUUCAGUAGUGAAAGUUCUUCAAAUGAAGGGGUUGGUGAAGAAGGAUCUGUGUUUGGGUGUUUUAGGCUGCAGUGAAGAGAAUUUCUUUGAUAAGUUUGUGGUGAAAUAUGAGCAAGAUGUUCCCGAGCUUUUAAAUGUAUAUCAAGGAAAAAUUGGUAUUUUGGAACUUGGCUUUGUCUCCGAGGGGGUAAGGGAGAAGAAACAGUUGUAGCAUCUCAACUUCACAAUUCCAAGGCCUCCGUUCAUCCAAUGUCCCCUGUUCAGUUCCUUCAGACAUGGAAACUGCUGCAAGACCUUGGAUCUUCCCUGACAGUUCUUCCAAGGCAGAAUGCUUGGUAUGCAACAUGUUGAGCCUUCUACUGAGGGACCCCUGGAAAGGAAAGUCCCCAUUGCCACAGAGUAAUGCUUUGAUUGCAAUCUUUGCAAGAAGAGAGAUGAGUCCGGGUUCUGUUUGCUUGGAGAGAAAGUGAGUUGGAGAAACAUCUUUGGGCAUGCCGUGGUACAUUUCCAUAUCUACCUAUCUUCUUCUGAUUUAUCGAUUGUUUUCUGCGCCAAUGCUUUUCUGCAACUGAUGCUACAAAUUGGGGCUGAUCGAGUUUCGGAGCUCUACGAUCUUCAGAAUUGGUGAGAGACGCGAACACCAUCUAGGAAUGACUACUACUUUCCUCUGUAAAAGAGUAGUGUCACUCAAAAAUGUGGGGCAAAUGUUUGAAAUUUCAAGGGCCCAAGUGCAUUUUCUUCAAAAUACUAAACCUUUUAGGUUUAGAUCUUUCUCUUCGCCCAAACAAGACUCUUUUACAGUGUCGUACCUCAUGAACUCAUGUGGGUUGUCCCCAGAAAGUGCUCUAUCUGCGUCACGGAAGGUACAGUUUGAAACUCCAGAAAGAGCAGACUCCGUCCUCGCACUCCUUAGGAAUUAUGGAUGCACCAAUACCCAUAUCUCCAAAAUUGUAAGCAGGUAUCCGCUCCUGCUCACUGCCAAUCCUGAGAAGACCCUUUUGCCCAAACUGGAGUUUUUCCGUUCCGUAGGCUUUUCAGGGCCUGACCUUGCCAGUAUUGUCGUUGCUAGCCCACAGAUCUUGAGAAGGAGCUUGGAAAAUCAUGUUAUUCCUAGUUAUAAUUUCCUCAAGAGCGUAGUUAUGGUCAAUGAAAAUAUUGUGAGGGCUCUCAAUAAGUCAUACUGGCUUAAUGGUCAAAGCUUGCCAAACAUCAUCGUUCCAAAUAUUGAAAUUCUGAAAGACAUUGGAGUUCCCAUGUCAAAUAUUUCGUUUUUGGUGACAUGUCACCCUAGUGCAGUGUCCCAAAACAAUGUGAAGUUUGCUAGAAGUGUCAAGAUGGUUAUUGAAAUGGGAUUUGAUCCUUUGAGAGUUAAGUUUCUGAAAGCAGUUCAAGUGAUCGUUGAAAUGGCUGAAUCAAUGUGGGAGCAUAAAAUGGAGGUUUAUAGGCGGUGGGGUUUGACAGAUGAUCAGAUUAUGUUGAUGUUCAGAUUGGAUCCCUUAUGUAUGAAGUCAUCGGAGAAGAAAAUAAUGAGUGUGAUGGAUUUUUUAGUUAAUAAGAUGGGUUGGGAACCUGCGGCUAUUGCUAGAUAUCCAACAGUCUUUUUGCGCAGUCUUGAGAAGAAGAUCAUUCCAUGGUGUUCAGUGGUGAAAGUUCUUCAAAUGAAGGGGUUGGUGAAUAAGGAUCUGUGUGUGAGUUUUUUAGGCUCUGGUGAGAAGAAUUUCUUCAAUAGGUUUGUGGUGAGAUAUGAGCAAGAUGUUCCUGAGCUUUUAAAUGUAUAUCAAGGAAAAAUUGGUAUUUUGGAACUUGGCCUCAUACUUGAGAGGAUAUGGGAGAAGAAACAAUUGUAGCACCUCAACUUUACAAUUCGAAGUUGUUUAUAGUUAGAGGUAUUUUAUGGGAUGAAUACCUCAGGUAAUUGGGAGGUGGAGGUGGUUGAAAGAUGAGGUUCUGUUUAGAAAGCAUCCUUCACAUGUGAAUUAUUAAAUAAGAACAUUGUCACUGGGAUGAAAAAAAAAAAAAAAAUGGUUGGAGCAUAUUCAAGUGAUUGUUGAGUCGAUGUUUGUCACGGGAUAAUAGGUUUCUGGAUGGAAACAAAACAAGUGAUUCAAGGUCCUCUAUGUAUAAUCAGAGGAUUCUAUGGGGAUAUCAUCCCUUCAUCGUGUAUCUUCUACUGAUUUGGAGCCUGUGUUCAUCAAAUGCCCCUUGUUCAGUUCCUUCUCACAUGGAAACUGCUGCAACACCUUGGAUCUUCCCUGAUGGUUCUUCCCUUCUACAGUGUGACCCCGGGAACAAGGAAAGUUCUCAUUGCCACAGAAUAAUGCUUUAGUAUGGAUCGACGUUUCUGUUUGAUGAGAAAUAUGAGGCACCUAACACCCAUAGGCAGGUGUUCAUUCUUUUCUAAUCGGAGAUAGUCUGCAAAUGCAUUUCUACAGAGGCAGGCAAAGCCCUUUGAACCCCAAGUUCUUACUUUGCCUGGAGGCCUUAAAAUAAGAGUGGUGUUGGGGUCUCUUGCUUAAAGUGGUUCUUCCUCAAGCAUUAUUAUAAUACCAUAACUGUUGGGUCCUGGAACUCUUUUGCUUUGCUUGUUUGUUUCAGUUCUUCUGUUCUUUUGAUGCCUGGUUCCUUUGGAAUCAAAUGUAGUCAUUCCUUUCCUUGGAUUCAAUAGUUCACUUGAAAUUUUAGAAUCAAAGGAUGCAUGCUUCCACACAUUUUUGUAGGAAAAUCAUUCCCCUAAA
Messenger RNA from Vitis riparia (riverbank grape), 3907 nucleotides. RefSeq names its product transcription termination factor MTERF6, chloroplastic/mitochondrial-like. Bases 187 to 1383 code for a protein of 398 amino acids. The transcript has 7 exons. Gene Ontology annotation, cellular component: chloroplast. The record is from RefSeq and is a predicted model, not a curated record. Gene Ontology annotation, molecular function: double-stranded DNA binding. Gene Ontology annotation, biological process: chloroplast organization; regulation of DNA-templated transcription. Lineage: Eukaryota; Viridiplantae; Streptophyta; Magnoliopsida; Vitales; Vitaceae.